UCAUCAGUAUUUGCACUUUUUUUAAUCCUAAAACUUAAAAUGAAAUUAAAAAAUUCGCCGUAUAAAAUAUUCUAAAUUUUUCCGACAUUAGACGUGACAGGUUAAGAUUAAUCCAUAACAAAUUAACAAAAAACACAAUUAAAAAAUACGAAUUAAAAAAUUUUAAAAAAUAUAAAAACCUUCGUUAAAUAAUAAAGUUAGUCAGUGCGUCUUCUUUCUUCCAUCCACCCACCACCCUCUUCAAGGUCGCUUUAAUUUUGCGCAAAAAUCAAACCUUAAAUUUUUCCAAUUUUUCCCCAAAUUUUCUCCCCUAUUUUUACUCCGAAAAAUCAUAAACCGUCUUUUUUCUUUUCUCCUUCCGAAUGCAGAAUCAUGAGUUUUUGAUUUGGGUUUUCUAGAUUUUUCCCGGGUAUCUCUUUGCCUCAUUUUCCAAGGUUAAGGAAUUCAGUAUUCUGUUACUCGGAAAUCGCAAGGAGAGAGGGUACUAGUUCGUGGAGUUAGCGAACUUCUACGGACUGAGCGCCUUUCUCAUUAUUUACUUGCCAGUUUCAUUCCUUAACUGCUGUAUGGGAUACUCAUGUCCUUGGAGAUAUUGAGGAGCAGUUUUGAUAAAUGUUAAUGAAGCAGUGGGGUUUUAGUGAUACAAACUUUGGUGUAUGAGUGAGACGUUGGCUGGAAUUAUGGGUUCUUUAUGUUCUUGCUUUCGCAUGGAGGAUAUCGAAGACUACGUGAACAGAAAUAGUUCCGUUUACCGGAACUGUAUCUGUCUCAGUUGUUUCCUUCAAAAUUUCUUCCAUAUGUAUUCUUCAGUAUUUCGAAGGGGGGAAGUUCAAUCCUUACCUUCAUCCAUCCAAGGGGCAUCUUUGACUUCUGUGGUGUCAACAGACAACUCUCUUGCUGAUAUGUAUCGCUCUCCUCCAAGGCCUUUGCCUUAUGAUGCAGAUCCUAGAUUUUAUCGCAUGCAGCGGGAUGGGUUGUUCUCUAGACGGGAAAAGGGUUCCAGUCAUUCACAUGAUGAAUCAGAACCUCUGAGGAGAAGUGAUAUUGAUGCUGAUUCUGACCCUUUAAGUACAGGGGACAAGUGGAAUGAGUCAGCUUGUGAAGACGGCACAAAAGAAGGUCGUAAAUCAUCUGUAAAGCUUUCAUCAGCUAAAUCAACGCAAGUAAUGGGAUAUUUUUAUUCCUCUUCCGAGGAUGAAGAUGUUUGUCCAACUUGUCUUGAAGAAUACACCGAGGAGAAUCCAAAGAUAGUGACUAAGUGCUCCCAUCAUUUUCAUCUGGGUUGCAUUUAUGAGUGGAUGGAGCGAAGUGAGAACUGCCCCGUCUGUGGCAAGGUGAUGGCCUUUGACGAGUCCCCUUGACUUUGUUCUGCCUCAUGUAAGGAGCAGCUGAAGGCAUAAAGGAGAUAAUUACAGAGGAAAUCAAAAACUGUAUAGUCGUUGUGAAUAUUGCGGGUUUGAGGAGGUGUUUAUGUCAACUGUCAACAAGUACAUAAUAACCACAAGCACAUUAUCACAUAGCAUCUUGCCUUUCUUCUUUUGGCUCAUUAUUUAGUCAUUUCUGGGUAUAAUUCUAUAUAAUCAUUGAGAAAUGAAUAUUACGGGUUGGGUUCGUAUAUGAACCAAAGAUUUGGCUAGUUGCUUGUAAAAUUUCCACUUUUGGUUAUGUAUUGUUCGGAACUUGUGUAAAAGGCUUUGAGCCACUGAUUACAUGCAGUUGAUAUACAUUAUGGUUAAAAUUUAAAAUCAACUCUCUUGUUCUUUGAGUUA
Chenopodium quinoa (quinoa) is the source of this 1769-nucleotide messenger RNA. Its product is annotated as E3 ubiquitin-protein ligase At3g02290-like. Gene Ontology annotation, molecular function: ubiquitin-protein transferase activity. The transcript is spliced from 5 exons. The record is from RefSeq and is a predicted model, not a curated record. Lineage: Eukaryota; Viridiplantae; Streptophyta; Magnoliopsida; Caryophyllales; Amaranthaceae. Bases 657 to 1361 code for a protein of 234 amino acids.